Molecule: messenger RNA, 1374 nt
Organism: Haemonchus placei
Lineage: Eukaryota; Metazoa; Nematoda; Chromadorea; Rhabditida; Trichostrongylidae
Source: the annotation of a GenBank genome assembly
UUGGACACUUUGAGUCGCCGUUUACAAGAAAGCGUACAACUCCGAACACAUAAAUACUUCCGGGUUGCGGUACCACAAGCACUUACAGGGCAGUCUUUGGUUGCCCUUGUGGGAGAGAAGGGCUAUGCCGAAGAUGAAGCCGAAGCUGUACAUUUGGCUACAUUACUACUACAACACGGCUACCUAUUCCCGGUUAUUGAACCGGCUUUGACCGUACGCGAUGACGGUACUCUCUAUCGAUUACAACGACCGUAUUUUUGGCCGUCACACGCGACACAAACGGACAAUGUGGAGUAUGCAAUCUACCUCAAUAAACGCUUACUCAGGAAUGAACAGAAGCACGGGCUAGAAGAAGAUGAAGCUGAAUCGUAUAAUAGAUUCGCCGAAUUAUUAGGCCACAUGUGGGGAUUCAUCACACAACAAGCGGAAAUGCAAUUGAAGCAACAAAAAGAGAAAAAGAAAGCCGAUAAGGUAGUGUACGACUCCGAGGAAAGAGCUUUCUGGCGACUUCGUCGACCUAGUCAUCCGGACUUUCUUGAGCAACACGUUCAAAAGGUUGAUCGACGGUUGCGUAAAGCCACAGCGCAAGGUUACCGUAAUCUGAUUGAUCGUCUCAAGUUUUCGUUGAAAACGAAACCAUGGUUAAAGGCUUUAAAAGCGUCAGACACAAUGGUGCAAUGGGUAGAUCAACGGGUAGAUUACGAUCCAUUCCUCACCGCACCGCAACCGUCGAAUCCAUGGAUUACCGACGACACCAACCUUUGGGCGCUCAACACUGAUACAGUUGAAGUGCCAACGGAAAGGCGAGUGAAACGAUGGGGUUUGUCCGUACAAGAGCUCGUAAAAGACCCGAUAGGACGCCAGGUUCUCGAAACAUUCCUUGAAUCCGAGUUCUCAUCGGAGAACAUUCGAUUCUGGAUCGCGAUACAAGACCUCAAAUACUCGCCCAAUGAGCAAAUCGAUCAGAAAACGGAGCGGAUCUAUGAAGAGUUUCUGGCACCCGGCGCACCUGCGCAGGUUAACGUCGACUCUCGAACAUUGGAUCAGACACUGGAUUGUCUGCAAAAGGCAACGACAGCGUCGACACGACGUCAUGCAUUCACACAUUCUGAAGAGCAUGUAUUCACCCUCAUGGCUAAAGACUCGUACCCACGAUUUGUUCGAUCACAAAUCUACAAGGGAGUGUUAUCUGCAGCCCAGCAACAAGGAUCUAGACGAUUAGGAUGGCGAAAUUUCAUCUUCAAUAUGGGAGCUGCCAAAAAACCUCAACAAUGUAAACCACCUAAACGGGACGAAUUGCAUUCGUCAAAUUUGCCAAAACAACUUAGCUCUGAUUCGCUGCCGGUUCGAACGGCGGCUCAUCCUCCCAGGUAA